ACACACACAAAAAAAAGUAGCCUAAGGAAGUAACGUGUAGAGCACCAGGUAGCAAAGGAAAAGAAAAAGAAAAAGAGAGAAAAAGAGAAUAGGAUUUGGAAAAGUCCGGCGGUGUGUGUGGGGGUUUGCCGAUCGGCUAUUAUUGUGGGUAUAUAUAUAUAUAUAUAUAUAUAUCGUCUAAGUUGGGGAAUGUGUUGGUGGAAGCAGCAGCAUCUCCAGAUCAUCGACUACUCCUCAACAUCCAUCCAUCAGUUUUCCCCGUCUCUACUGAAAUGGUCUGUAGGGACAAUCGCCCCAGUGAUGAGAUUUACAGCUUAAUCUGGACUCAAGAUUUCUCGCAAUGCGAAUAGUGUCAAAUGACAGCUUGGUAGUGGAUAGUUCAGAAACAGAACCCAUCUUAUCUCAGAUUGCUAUUAUUGAGGAAUCUGAGGACACUUCACCUUCAACUGAAAUUACUGCAAGCGAGGAUUGUUUGGAGACUGCUGCUGACCUGCCAGGUGUUGGAGUCGACCCAAUUCAAUAUUUGUCACAUGCUGAACUGUCACAAUGUCGCAUAUGCUUGGACAAUGAAGGAGAAGAUCUGAUUGCACCCUGCCAUUGUAAAGGAACACAAAAGUAUGUCCACAGAUCAUGUCUCGAUAACUGGAGAUCAACUAAGGAGGGAUUUGCUUUUGCUCACUGUACCGAAUGCAGGGCAAAGUUCAUAUUACGGGCAAAUGUCCCACCUGAUCGCUGGUGGUUGAGAUUAAAAUUCCAAUUCCUUGUGGCAAGAGAUCAUGCAUUCAUUUUCCUCAUUGUUCAGUUGAUUGUAGCAUUCUUCGGUGUACUUGUAUACAAGUUCUACGGAGCGGAACUAAGGGAAAUGUUUGGCUACCAAGAGCAUCCAUAUGGCUUUUAUGCAAUGGCAGUUUUGGCAAUUGUAUUGGUGGGUUUGCUUUAUGGUUUCUUCAUAGCAAUAAUUUGUGGCCAGAGAAUUAGUGAACGCCAUUAUCACGUCCUUGCCAAAAAAGAACUCACAAAGGAAUAUGUGGUAGAAGAUCUGGAAAGGUUAACGAAAGAUGUUCCGGAACUUGAUCCUAACCAUGUUACGGAGCUAAGAAUGCUGGGCCUCUAUUAAGAUUCAUGGCGAUCUAGCAAGUACUCACCCUCACUGGAGUAUAUAUAGUUUAUUUAAGUGGGAGAACAUGUAUGAACUCUGCCAAAAGAUAUUGAAGCCUGUCGACUGUACCCUUAACCCAGACAGGGUUUUAUGGAGGGAGGGGGUGCAGAUUCUCUUUAUAUUUUAUAAACACCAUAACAUAUGUUUGGUCAAAAUUUCAAAAGUAAUGCAGGCCAAAAAGAGUUUCAGAAAAAACUAUUUGCGUUAAUUGUGUUUGGCCAAAUUAUUUGAGAAACAGGGUCAUUACUUUCUGUCUUAUUUUUCUUGUUAGUAUAUGUUUAAAAAGUGUCCCUUUCUAUAAGGCUAUUUUGGUAUACUGCAAAUCUUUAGUUUAUGACCACAUUAUUCAAGUCGGGUCAAACCUACAGACAAAUUGAAACUUUUGUAGUAUUAGAUAAAAUGGUGUUAUUUAAGUUUGGAUUUUAUUUAAC
Capsicum annuum is the source of this 1590-nucleotide messenger RNA. RefSeq names its product E3 ubiquitin-protein ligase MARCHF1. Lineage: Eukaryota; Viridiplantae; Streptophyta; Magnoliopsida; Solanales; Solanaceae. Bases 341 to 1117 code for a protein of 258 amino acids. Gene Ontology annotation, molecular function: zinc ion binding. The transcript is spliced from 8 exons. The record is from RefSeq and is a predicted model, not a curated record.